Messenger RNA from Oncorhynchus kisutch (coho salmon), 4294 nucleotides. RefSeq names its product calcium channel, voltage-dependent, gamma subunit 8b (gene cacng8b). NCBI's taxonomy places the organism in Eukaryota, Metazoa, Chordata, Actinopteri, Salmoniformes, Salmonidae. Gene Ontology annotation, molecular function: voltage-gated calcium channel activity; channel regulator activity. Gene Ontology annotation, biological process: transmission of nerve impulse; postsynaptic neurotransmitter receptor diffusion trapping; positive regulation of synaptic transmission, glutamatergic. The transcript is spliced from 4 exons. Gene Ontology annotation, cellular component: postsynaptic density membrane; AMPA glutamate receptor complex. Bases 27 to 1286 code for a protein of 419 amino acids. The record is from RefSeq and is a predicted model, not a curated record.
GUCCUCCUCUGCCCUCCUCUCUAGGGAUGGUUUGUGAGAAGGGGAUCCAGAUCCUCCUCACCACCGUGGGGGCCUUUGCAGCCUUCUGCCUGAUGACGGUUUCUAUAGGGACGGACUACUGGUUGUACUCCCGCGCCUCCAUCUGCAACAGCACCCGCAACCACUCAGACGACCCCCACAACAAGGACAAGAAGGACCCCGGAGCCCUCACCCACUCUGGCCUCUGGAGGAUCUGCUGCCUGGAAGGGGUGAAAAGGGGAGUGUGUUCUCAGAUCAACCACUUCCCUGAGGAUGCUGACUUUGACCAUGAUGGGCCAGAGUAUGUUCUACGUAUGGUCAGGGCUUCCAACAUCUUCCCUAUCCUCAGUGCUAUCCUGCUGUUGAUGGGAGGGGUGUGUAUCGGUCUCAGUCGCUUCUAUAAGCACAAGAGGAACAUCGUCCUGGGAGCAGGCAUUCUCUUUGUGGCUGCAGGUCUGAGCAACAUCAUUGGUGUGAUCGUGUACAUCUCUGCAGCGCUGGGAGACAUCUCCCCUAAGAAGGACGAGGACAAGAAGUGGCAGUACAGCUACGGCUGGUCCUUCUACUUCGGAGGCCUCUCCUUCAUCAUGGCUGAGAUGGUGGGCGUUCUGGCCGUCAACAUCUACAUCGAAAAGAACAAGGAGCUUCGCUGCCGCUCGCGCACUGACAUCUUCAAGGGGACCACGCACGCCAUGCUCCGCCUACCCAGCUACCGCUUCCGCCGUCGCUCCCGCUCCUCAUCCCGCUCUACUGACCCCUCACGCUCCCGAGACCCCUCGCCGGUGGGGGGAGGCGGGGGGAAGAACUUUGGCCUGCCCCCCUCGGCCAUGCUCUCCCAGGGGCCCAUGUCUGUGGCCACGCUGCCCAACCCUCACUCUCGCUCCCACACGACCCUGGCGGGGGGCGACAUCUCCCUCUACACUCUGUCCCGCGACCCCAAGCUGGCUGGCCUGCCCCCCAUGUACGGCACCGUGGACCGCGCCACCCUCUACCAGCUCCACAACUGCUUCCCCAAGGACGGGGGAGGAGGGGGGGGAGGGGGUGUGAUGAUGAGCGGCACACUGCCCUCUCUGAAGUCCCACAACCCCUCGCUGUCCCAGAAUUCCUCCAACUCCAACGCACCCAUGGGCAACUCGGUGGGCUCGGGGCCCCCACCCUUCUCCUCGUCCACGGUGGAGAGAGAACGAGGGAUGGGAACGCUGGACAGGCUAAAGGGAGAUAGAGAGAGCAACUCCAAUACGCUCAACAGGAAGACAACACCCGUGUAGAGAGGAGGGGGGGAGAGGGAGGGAAUGCUGGACAGGCUAAAGGGAGAUAGAGAGAGCAACUCCAAUACGCUCAACAGGAAGACAACACCCGUGUAGAGAGGAGGGGGGGAGAGGGAGGGAACGCUGGACAGGCUAAAGGGAGAUAGAGAGAGCAACUCCAAUACGCUCAACAGGAAGACAACACCCGUGUAGAGAGGGGGGGGGGAACGCUGGACAGGCUAAAGGGAGAUAGAGAGAGCAACUCCAAUACGCUCAACAGGAAGACAACACCCGUGUAGAGAGGGGGGGGGGGGGAACGCUGGACAGGCUAAAGGGAGAUAGAGAGAGCAACUCCAAUACGCUCAACAGGAAGACAACACCCGUGUAGAGGGGGAGGAGGGGGGGGGGGAACAGGGAAGGAAGAGAGAGAGAGAGAUAUAGAGGAGGGGAUUGGGAUAAAGGAGUAUUAAAUGGGAUUGGGAUAAAGGAGUAUUAAAUGGUAUUGAGAUAAAGGAAUGGAGAGGAGAGAGAGAAUCUUUUUCACUGUUAUAAUUAGUCUACAGUAUCUCACUGAGAAACAAAAGGAAACAAGUAAUAACAGAACGUGAUAAUUACAACAAUAAUGAACUUUCACAACAAAACUAUUUUACUAUUCCAACGCACUAGAAAUAAUUUAUUUUGUUAAUCCAACGCGAUGAACCUUGGGCUACUAUUUUAAACAAUCCACUUUCUUUAGUGCAAUACUAACUCUGAUUUAACAAGAUCAUAUUUGACGUCAAUUGUUGUUGUGAUUAUUAUUAGCGUUAUUACGAGCUAGCUCUGUUUGCAAUGCUAUCGUUUUAGAAUGAUGAUAUGAUUUGUAUCAUUUUCACUCUGAUUUUGGAUCCUGACGACGUUUACUGUGAAUUUCUUAAACACAGACACGCUGGUAUGAUCAGUGGGCUGUGUAACUGUGUCAUUGGUGUCAAGCAUGAGUGUCUACAACGUAUGAGAAGACGAGUGUGUAUUAUGAUUUAUAUGAUUUAAUUAUUAUCUAAUAAUAAUAAUGAUAUAUAAUAUAUAAUGUAUUAUUAUUACUAUUACUAUUAUUACAACUUGUUCUUUGGUGGAGUUCAGUUAAUUUAUUUUUACCUCUAUUUGGAUUUUCUACCCCUUGGUUCUAACACACAGUUAAGUUGUGUGAAUACUGUACAUUGUCUUCCAAUAUUGUAACUGAAGGCUACAAUAAGUGAGUGACUGAGGCAACUGAGCAACUUCAGUGUUAUUCUGAGUCUGUUUUCUAUGGGCCUAUGUUAGUCUGAGUUCCAUUCUAAUCAAUGUUAGCAGUAGUCGUAGCUGUAGUCGUGUUGAAGAUGUUUGUUUUCUGGGCAUUAACAGAAACCUCUGUCUUGAGGAGAGAAGAAGAGAAACUGAUAUAUUUGUACAGAGAAAACAGGUGAAACUUGUCACCUGGAGAAAAGAAGAGAAACAUUUAUUCAUUAUUUUCUACAAGCAAGAGACCCAAAAUGAUUCUUUAGAACAGUCACAACAGACAUGCUAUCCAUCCAUUAUUAAAAUGAAAUUGACAAUGAAAAAUGUCAAUGAAAUAAAUGUGGGGACGGAGGUGGGGGGCUAAAAUACACUAUAGAGAACUUUUGAAAUGAAACAUGUACAUUGUAAUUAACGCAUACCUAUAUUUGCAAACUCUAUAAAUACUUUCUUUAGGACCUCUGGUAUGAAAACAGGGUGUGUAUUUUGGGAAGGGGAGGGUGAUGUGUUUUUGAUCCUCUGUAUGGGUACAGGCUACCCCCCAGUUCUCAUGGGGUGCGCUGCCUCUCCCCACCCCACCCUGCCCUGCCCUGCCCUGCCCUGCCCCACCCUAGCUUGGCCCCGCCCUGCCCGUUUUGGGCAUGUCUUCUCCUCUGUCACAUGACCCAUGACAGAAUCACUAUGGAGAUGAACAUCCAAACCCCACCCCCAAAGAAAAAACUCUCACUGUGCUUCCCACGUGACCCUUGAACCUUGAACUUUGACCCCUUCUGUUUAUGUUGAUGAGAAUGUAUACACGUGUAAACACUCUCCUGCACCUCAUUUAUUGUCUGGAGUGAUGGCAGAACUGGGAUGGACACUAUUGGACACCACGCUACAUUACAGACUGGGGAAAGGAAAUGAAACCACCUGACGCUUCCACAUUCUUUUGGAUUUUAGUUUCUUCUUUUUAUUUCAUUUGAGAGAAAAAAUAAUAAUGUGACAAAACUGCACACAGAUAGCAUUUAUGUGGGCAAUAUGAAUACUAUGUAGUUGAGAAUAGAUAUAUCUAGACAAAAUGAUUAUGGUUUAUCUAAAUGUGUGAUAAACUCAAACACUGUAUUGCACGAAAGUUUAUAAAAAAAACAAUAACAGACCGAUUUACAGACUGAUGAUUUUUUUCUUUAAAGGAGUGACAGCAUGAGAUGAUCAAGGGAUGGAGAGAGAGAGAGAUGGAGGGAAUGACAGAGAGAGAAAGAAUAGAAAAAGUGAGAGUUGGCGGGAAUGACAGACAGAGAGAGAGAGACUUGACACAACUUUAGACCAAAGGUAUGAAAACAUUUAUUUGCACUAUCCUGUUAAUGAAUGUGACCACAAGAUUUUUUUUAUUUACAUUAUUUAACCAGGAAUUUGUAUUAUUAUUAUUUUUUAUUUAACCUUUAUUUAACUAGGCAAGCCAGUUAAAGAACACAUUCUCAUUUACAAUGACAGCCUACACCGGUCAAACCCGGACGACGCUGGGCCAAUUGUGCGCCGCCCUAUGGGAAUCCGAAUCACGGCGGGAUGUGAUCCAGCCUGGAAAGAGGUGGUGAUACUACAUUUGUCAGCCAAAAUCUCAAAAUUUUCACACUCUGAGGUGUGAGGUGUACACUCUGAGGUGUGAGGUGUACACUCUGAGGUGUGAGGUGUACACUCUGAGGUGUGAGGUGUACACUCUGAGGUGUACACCUGGUACAAGCCAGAAGUGCUUCUAUUGCUCUCGUCAAAGAGGCUGUGCAGAACCAUUAAACAGCUAUAUAUAC